UGUAAUUCAGAUGUGUCAUCUUUAUCCCUCAGAUGUGCCAAGCUUCUAUUUCAGGAUCUCAAGAUUAUCAAGGUUUUCCUCCGCGUUUUCCAUCCUUCCUUUUCAGGCAAGGUGUGCCAUCCAUCCGCUGUGUCCUCCUUCGUUUCAUGAGCGUCCUCCUACCCUCAGGAACUUCAUCCUUCUCCAUGGGUUGUGUGAUCUUCUAUCUCAGGACAUAAGUCAUUUCUUUUUACAAAUAUUUCUAACCAAACCAAAGUAUAAUUUUAGUCUUAAAGGGGAUCGUGACGGACAAAAUGUCAAAUGUAAACUGCAGCACGUCACGCAAGUAUACAGCAGUUUUAACCUCAAGAAAAGGUCACUACACUGAACAUCAAACACACAGCAGCCAAAAGCAGACGAGCGUGAAUAGAUUUGCUUAUCGAUCAGCGUAAAACGGUUCACGUAUCGCCUAAUUGAUAUUCCAGAGGUUUUCAAGAGUUAAUAUUCAUAUAAAUAAUUGCAAGCAAAGAAG
Messenger RNA from Actinia tenebrosa (Australian red waratah sea anemone), 511 nucleotides. RefSeq lists its product as uncharacterized. The record is from RefSeq and is a predicted model, not a curated record. Lineage: Eukaryota; Metazoa; Cnidaria; Anthozoa; Actiniaria; Actiniidae.